AUGGCGGACGAGCAACAAGAAGCACCCAAUCGAUUGACCAUGCAACGCCAGCUGCACAGGACACUUGUUCGACUGGCACGUGCUAUAAUUGAGAAACCGAUGGAAGAAUGGACGCCUGGACUUGUCGUGAGUCAUCGAACACUUCUCGGCGGCUACUGGAGCGACUAUAUGGGAAACCACUCGCGUCUCGUAAGCGUCGUCGAGAUUCCAGACGAUCCAUACUUUCAAGAAGACGCGUACGCAGAGGCCGAAUUAUUGGUCAUCAGCGCUCAGGCGCGUCUCGUCGAUGUUGAACUUCAAUCGCAGCCGCAGAACAUUGACGACGAUCAAACAGGGCCAAUGAUGCAUUCCAUUCGAGGGCCAGUGCGCCUACCACGCAUUGAGCUCAAUGAAUUUGACGGCACGCACAAGGAAUGGGAAUCUUUUCGAGAUUUGUUUCAAUCGCUGGUGCACAAUGAUCCUGGUCUGAGCGACGUCGAGCGGCUACACUACCUGAAGACAAGCCUGCGAGGAGACGCAGCAUCUGCCAUCCAAGGCUUUGAAAUCACCGCUCAGAACUAUCAACCAGCUUGGGCAGCUUUACUGUCACGUUACGAUAAUCACCGUCUGCUGGUACGAAAUCACAUCGAAGCGCUGCUUGAUCUGAAAGCCAUGACGGCAGAGUCCGCUGCGGAAUCGCAAAGAAUCCUGGAUGACAUUAAUCGGCAUCGAGCCCCACUGAAAUCGCUUGGCCGGGAAGUAAAGCAAUGGGACGACUGGUUCAUUGUACUUGGCAGCCGGGCCAUGGAUCCUGCGACGAGAUUAGCCUGGGAAGGAGAGGUAAACGUACAUAACCAGAAGGAGCCAGAUGCUCACCCUACAUUCCAACAGCUCGAACAAUUUUUAUUACGCCGAAGUCUGACACUCAAAGCUUCAGGAAUCGAACAUACACUACACUUGAACGAUGCUCGUCGACCAGCAGAUCGUACGACCACCCGAAAUGUACGUAGUCUCGUCACCACCACCGAGGCAAAGUGUCCACUGUGCAAGGGCAAACAUUACCUAGGCCGAUGCGACUCUUUUCUAAAAUUGGAUGUAAGCUCUCGUAGAGCACUAGUCUCGAAAGAGGCUCUGUGCCUCAAUUGUCUUCGAAGCCAGCAUCGCGCUCGAGAUUGUACAUCGCUCUUUACUUGUCGAUCGUGCCAAGGGCGACAUCAUACAUUGAUACACGAAGGACCCUCUCGGGCCGAGGGUCGUUUCGAAUACGGAACCGAGCCGAAAAGAGCCAGGAUGACCACAGUCGCUACUACAGCGACCCGGGGAGACGAAGGAGCCGCAACAAUUGUAGUCGGAGAUGGAGGUCUGCGUCGAGAGCGGAUAAGAGCGUUGCUCGACCCGUGCUCAGAGGCAACUCUUAUCAAUACAAGCGUGGCUCGACGUCUAGGAGCUCGCCUGAAGCGAGUGAAUGUCUCUAUCUCCGGUGCAGUGGGUCAGCCAAUGACAUCGACGCAAGUUCGAGCUUAUCUUUAUAUCUACGAUAUUAAACGAGAGCGGCGAUUACCAAUCGAAGCUUAUGGGCUGUCACGCAUCGGAAUCACCACGCCCGCUUGUACAAUACCAACGGCAGCCCUUCAACACUUUGCAGAGUUGGAGCUUGCAGAUUCCGGAUUUGGCACACCUGGGCCAGUUGAUGCAAUUCUCGGCGCGGACGUCUGGAGCAACAUCGUACUUCCCUCCAUGAUAUCCAGAAGAGGUGUGGUAGCGCAGUCCACCAUCUUUGGAUGGGCCAUAACGGGCACAAUUAAGAGCGACGUUAUGCCUCGACAAUCAAGCUCAGCUAUCUGUUCAAUGACUACUCGCAACGCUGACGAUUCCUUACAUGAGGAGCUGAUGGAGAUUGUACAGCGAUUUUGGGAAUGCGAACGUGUUCCUCACGUCCACCGGGAGUGCCCUCUCGCUGUUGAGUGCGAGCGCAUCUUCGCGAACGAGCACGGACGCAGACCUGACGGGAGGUACAUCGUACCACUACCCUCGAGGAUCAAAGAGCCGCAAGCUCUCGGAGAGAGCCUAUGUUAUGCACAAGCGGCAUUAAGUUCCGCGCACCGACGUAUGCAGAGUGAUCCAGAGCUUUCGAAAGCUUACCAAGAGUUUAUGGAUGAAUACUUGACAAUGGGUCACAUGCGAGAGAUAUCCCAACAAGAACUGCAAACCUACACCGGACCCUCGUGCUACAUUCCUCAUCACGGGAUUUGGCAGAAAAAAGACCAGGGGAGAAAGCUCCGAGUGGUGUUUAACGCAUCGAAGCCAACGUCGUCAGGCCGCAGUCUGAAUGAUUUGCUAUACGUCGGACCGAAACUGCAGAACGACCUCGCCAUCGUCGUCGCCCGUUGGCGACUCCAUCGAUACGCCUUUUGUGCUGAUAUCAAGAUGAUGUUCCGACAGAUUCUGGUGCAACCGACACACACACAUCUUCAGCGCAUACUGUGGAGCCCAUCGCCAUCAGUGCCUGCAAAACAUUACGCUCUUCUUACAGUGACUUAUGGGACGGCGAGCGCUCCCUAUCUAUCUCUGCGGACUCUGAAGCAGCUCUGUAUCGACGAGGGUCAAAACCUGCCAGAGGCAGUACGUGCUGUCAACGAGGAGCUCUACGUGGAUGACUUUCUGAGUGGUGCAGACGAUCUGAAUACAGCACGCGCGCGACGAGAUCAGCUCAUACAGCUGCUGAGGGCGGGCGGCUUUGUCUUGAAGAAGUGGGUUGCUAAUGACCCGACUCUGCUGGAUGGAAUUCCUCCGGAAGACCGUCUCCGACCCACAUUCCUUCAGUUUGCCACCGAAGGGCCCGUGAACGAACUUGGAGUUGCUUGGAAUCCGUCAGAGGAUCAGUUCACCUUUAAUACGACAUCAAGUCAUAGACCCAGUGACGUUCUUACAAAGCGUAUCGCUCUCGCAGAGCUGGCGCAGCUUUUCGACCCUUCCGGCUGGCUUGCGCCAGUCACCGUAAAGGCAAAAAUGAUUAUUCAGGAUAUGUGGAGUAGAGGCUUGAACUGGGACGAGAAUGUCCCUGAACUUCUACAUAGACAGUGGACUGAAUUUCGCGAAGGACUCUCUGACCUCCAUCGAUUCGUUAUACCUCGAUGGAUUGGUAGCAGUGUUACCACACGCCUCCAGCUACACGCUUUCGCGGAUGCCAGUCGCCGGGCGAUAGCUGCCGUCGUCUAUUGUAGAUCUCUCGAUGAAUCAACAUCGCUCGUCUCGACAGCACUUAUUUGGGCCAAAACCAAGCUCGCUCCCGCGCGAAGCUCUCAUCGUCCUCGUCGUCAAGCCCCGAGAAUGACGAUCCCUCGACUCGAGCUCCGUGCAGCGCUGCUAGCGUCUCGUCUCCUGCAGCAUAUCGCCAACGGAAUUGGCGUCCCUAUCGAAAACUGUCACGCCUGGAGCGACUCAAGAAUUGUCUUGCACUGGCUGCGCUCACAAGGUCCAACUGGCAAUAGCGUCGUAGAUGAUUACGUGGCCCAUAUUCAAGAGCUUUCUCGCGGAGUGACUUGGCACCACGUACCGACCGGCGAUAAUCCUGCGGACAUUGCAUCUCGAGGCUCUCGAGUACAGGACCUUGUAACAUCUAGAUUGUGGAUAACGGGGCCCGAUUGGCUUCGACAGCCGGUGUCGGCCUGGCCAGUUCGUCAGCCCAACGAAGACCCGGAUCCCCCGCGUGCGGAUGUUCGCUGUCUUGUAACUAUCCAAUCCACGAGAGAAGAUCCAGUCAUGAUCAAGAAAUUUUCGAACCUGAUGAGACUCCUUCGGGCUCUCACCCGAGCGCGUCGAUGGAUUCACUCACGCCGAGAACCACGGCCGCCUUCGCCGUUGACGCCGGUCAAUGCUGAAGAUAUACGCCGAGAGUUCCGCACCUGUAUCAAGCUGAGUCAGCGCGCUUAUUACGCACGAGAAAUUGAUCAGCUUCAGAGAGGUGUUCAGCUUCUCUCGAGCAACAACCUUCUUCAAUUGAAGCCGUUCUUGGACGAAAACGACUCCCUGAGGGUCGGCGGUCGGCUCUCUAAUUCACUACUCCCAGCAGAAGAGAGACACCCCCUCAUCCUGAGCAGCAAGAGUCAUUUGGCCUGGCUCAUCGUUGACUGGGCGCAUACCCGAGCACUCCAUGGAGGGGUUCGCGCCACCUUCUACCACACCCUUCGCCGUGCCUGGAUCGUUCAAGGCAGAGCUCUCGUGAGGCAAUUCGUCCACCGAUGUACUACUUGUGCUAAAGCAAAUGCAAGAACAAUGCGUCAGGAGAUGGCAGCUCUUCCUGAUCCACGAGUUCAACCGAAUCCCGCCUUCUCCGUCGUCGGAGUAGACUACGCUGGCCCUUUCGACGUUCUCCAGGCUAAAGGUAGCGGUGUACGCACCAAGAAAGGGUACGUUGCGAUUUUCGUGUGCUUCAGUUCCAAGGCCGUGCACAUCGAGCUCGUAGGCGACUGCAGCACCGAAAGCUUCCUCGGCGCACUCACUCGGUUUACAGGGAGACGGGGGCCGACGACUAAUAUCUGGAGCGACAAUGCGACUACUUUUCGAGGAGCUGACAACGAGCUGAAACGUCUGCUGCAGGAGGCCGAGAUCGAUUGGGGUCGGAUCGAGGGGAGUCUUGCCGAAAGAGGGAUCAAAUGGACAUUUAUUCCUCCGGGAGCUCCACACUUCGGCGGUCUUUGGGAGACCGCAGUCCGAUCUAUGAAGCUACAUUUGCGCCGUGUUAUCGGACCUAGACAUCUCACAUACGAGGAGCUGAACACACUUCUCGUUGACAUUGAGAGGGUUCUCAACUCGCGACCUCUCGCUUCUUUCACCGGAGACGUUGAUGACCUCGAAGCCCUGACGCCAUCUCACUUGGCGAACGCCCGUUCACUCAAUUCCAUACCCCAACCCAAUAAAGCUCAUCUCAGCCUUGAGCCAGCGAGGCACUGGGAUCUUGUCAGACGCUUACGAGAUCACUUCUGGGAGCGAUGGAGCCGAGAAUAUCUGCAUACUCUUCAACAGCGAGUGAAGUGGAAUCGGCCUCACCCAAAUCUCGAGGAAGGUGACGUAGUAGUCAUCGUCGAUCCGUCACUUAUGAAAGAUAAUGGAAAUUGGCCCCUUGGACGAAUCGUCAAGACAUAUCCUGGUCCGGAUGGCAGGGUCAGGGUCGCCGAAGUUCGCACCACUCACGGCUCAUACGUGAGGCCAGUUGUCAAACUUGUGCUAUUGCCGUGCAGCCGUCAAGGCGGGCGGCUUACUCCAGCACAAGGCGAUGGUUCCUCCCAAGAAGUUUAA
This is a messenger RNA of Trichogramma pretiosum, 5277 nucleotides long. RefSeq lists its product as uncharacterized. Gene Ontology annotation, molecular function: nucleic acid binding. The transcript has 3 exons. Bases 1 to 5277 code for a protein of 1758 amino acids. NCBI's taxonomy places the organism in Eukaryota, Metazoa, Arthropoda, Insecta, Hymenoptera, Trichogrammatidae. Gene Ontology annotation, biological process: DNA integration. The record is from RefSeq and is a predicted model, not a curated record.